Micropterus salmoides (largemouth bass) is the source of this 3697-nucleotide messenger RNA. It is a transcript of the gene cnot3a, whose product is annotated as CCR4-NOT transcription complex, subunit 3a. NCBI's taxonomy places the organism in Eukaryota, Metazoa, Chordata, Actinopteri, Centrarchiformes, Centrarchidae. Gene Ontology annotation, biological process: nuclear-transcribed mRNA poly(A) tail shortening; regulation of DNA-templated transcription; regulation of stem cell population maintenance. The record is from RefSeq and is a predicted model, not a curated record. The coding region runs from base 200 to 2944 and encodes 914 amino acids. The transcript has 18 exons. Gene Ontology annotation, cellular component: P-body; nucleus; CCR4-NOT core complex.
ACGCGGAGGUGGGAUUUUAGCUACCGUCCAUCUUCAGCUACAUUACAGUGAGCGAGCUUGUCGAAAAGAAAACACAAUUUGGAAGUAAAGAAGACUUUUUGGAAUUAGUUCUGGCUGUAUUUGAAAAAAGACAAACGAAAGCCCAUACCCUAGCUAACUUUGUGACAGACGGAAUGUGGACAUUGUCGUAGUCAGAGCCAUGGCUGACAAGAGAAAACUACAAGGUGAGAUCGAUAGAUGUUUGAAAAAAGUAGCUGAGGGUGUAGAACAGUUUGAAGACAUCUGGCAAAAGCUCCACAAUGCAGCCAAUGCAAACCAGAAGGAAAAGUAUGAGGCUGACCUCAAGAAAGAGAUUAAAAAACUACAGCGAUUGAGAGAUCAAAUAAAAACAUGGGUGGCCUCAAACGAGAUCAAAGACAAAAGGCAGCUAGUCGAGAAUCGCAAGCUUAUAGAGACGCAAAUGGAGCGGUUCAAGGUGGUGGAACGGGAAACAAAAACAAAAGCUUACUCUAAAGAAGGCUUGGGGCUCGCUCAGAAAGUGGAUCCAGCUCAGAGGGAAAAGGAGGAAACGGGACAGUGGCUAACAAAUACAAUAGACACUCUAAAUAUGCAGGUGGAUCAGUUUGAAAGUGAGGUGGAGUCUCUUUCAGUUCAGACGAGAAAGAAGAAGGGUGAUAAAGACAAGCAAGAUCGUAUUGAAGAGCUCAAGCGGUUGAUUGAAAGGCAUAGAUUCCACAUUCGUAUGUUGGAGACCAUUUUACGAAUGCUUGACAAUGACUCAAUACCAGUGGAUUCAAUCCAGAAGAUCAAGGAUGAUGUUGAAUACUACAUUGAUUCCUCCCAAGACCCGGACUUUGAGGAGAACGAGUUCCUGUAUGACGACUUAGACCUGGAAGACAUCCCUACAGCAUUAGUUGCGACUUCUCCGUCAGGUCAGGGCAAUGUGGAAGAUGAGAUGUAUCUCCACUCCAGCAGCACUCCAACUUCCACCACCUCCUCUUCACCCAUUCCUCCAUCCCCGGCCACUUGCACUGCUGAGAACUCAGAGGACGAUAAGAAAAGGGGACGGUCGACAGACAGUGAAGUUAGUCAGUCACCUGUGAAGAACGGCACCCCAUCCUUGCUAUCUUCCUUCUCUUCCUCCUCCACCACCUCUGGGUCCUCGUCGUCGUCCUCCCUUGUGUCCAUGGCGAGCGUAGUCGGAGGUAUUUCUGCGAUUCCCACAAGCAGCAGUCUUAUAGGGAGCUUCAGCAGUGCAGUGCAGCAACAUCAGCAUCAACCUGCGCAGCAGCAACAACCUCAGCCAGCCAACCAACCGCAGCAGCAGCAGCAGCAGCAGCAGCAGCCGCCACCUCAGACAAAACCCUCAGUCCCCUCAAACACCCCCAGCCCGCCCAGCAACCCUCUACUCCCAGCCUCAACUGCCCCCCCUCUCCCCACACCCAGCACACCCAUUUCAUCAGCUUCCAACUCUCAGCCCACAUCUGGGCCCUCCCCAGCAUCCAGUUUAGGACUCGGGCUGGGGCUGGGAUUGAGCAAAAUUGGCAUGACGGGGACCAGCAGUGCCAAUCAACAAAUGCCUGGUUUAGGCCUGGGGGGUCACCCCUCUCCUUUAAACACAAUGGCAGGGCUCAUUUCAGGCUCAACACCUGCCCCUUACGCUCAGGCAGCAGCAUCAGGAGCCUUGGGUUUGAGCAGCACCACCCAGUCCAGUAUUUCAGUGGAGAGCAGCACUUCCAUCCCCACCUCUGGCUCCAGUGGAGUCACCACCAACGGGGCGGGGACAGGGCUCGGUUUGCUGGGUUCCAGCCCGGCCCACAACUCUUUGAGCGGGAGCAUUUUGAGUCUAGUUCCUGGGCAAAAUGUAGCCCCCAGUGCCUCUCAGGUGCCCCCAAGUUCUGUCAGCACUACUCCUGGAGUAGUUGGCCUGAUGGGAGGCAAUGGAGGGAAUGUCAGCGUGGUUGGAGGAGUAGGGGUGAAUGCGGCUCCUGCUAGACCACCCAGCGGACUUAAGCAAAAUGGAAGCACAAGUUACAGUGCUGUAGUGGCAGAGAGCUCCACAGAAUCAGCUCUAAGCACACCGAGCCAGUCACAAAGCAGCCAGCCUUCAUCUCUCAGUUCUUCAACCAGUCAGCCGAUGGACAAUGGUCCCAGUUUAAUCAGCUCCAUCACCCUGCCUCCCAGCUCUCCGUCCCCCUCAUUCUCAGACAGCACACCCGGAGGAGGCAGUCUUCUCAACGGGCCCCACUCCUACACACAGGCCUCUGAGGCCCUCAAGGCCCCUGAGCCACUCAGUUCUCUGAAGGCGAUGGCUGAGAGAGCAGCGCUGGGAUCAGGCCUGGAUGGAGAAAUUCCCAACCUGCACCUAACAGACAGAGGUCGGAACGAUAUCUUCUCUGGAUCAUCUGCAGCGCCCGGCACACCCGCCGCCCCUCAGCCGUCCGUGUCGGAAGUCAGCAUUCCCCCUUCGCUCGGGGUCUGUCCACUUGGCCCCACCCCUCUCCCCAAAGACCAGCUCUACCAGCAGGCCAUGCAGGAGUCCGCGUGGACACACAUGCCACACCCCUCCGACUCUGAGAGGAUCAGGCAAUACCUGAUGAGGAAUCCGUGUCCCACCUUGCCCUUCCAUCAUCAGAUACCGCCGCACCACUCGGACUCCAUAGAGUUCUACCAGAGACUGUCCACAGAAACACUCUUUUUCAUUUUCUACUACCUGGAGGGCACCAAGGCUCAGUAUCUGUCUGCCAAGGCUUUGAAGAAACAGUCGUGGAGGUUUCACACCAAGUACAUGAUGUGGUUCCAGAGGCACGAAGAGCCCAAGACUAUCACUGACGAGUUUGAACAGGGCACUUACAUUUACUUUGACUAUGAGAAAUGGGGCCAGAGGAAGAAGGAGGGGUUCACCUUCGAGUACAGGUACCUCGAAGACAGAGACCUGCAGUGACGGACAGAGGGACAUGAAAAAGGACAGAGACACAAAACGUGCUGCUGUUGACAUUCCGAGACUGAACUUCAAACUGUGGAUAGAGAUUGUGAUGUGUAGUAGAAAUCCUCUCCUAAAAUGGAGACUGGUGUCUGUAUAGGCUGCAUCUCAACGUGAAGCCCUUGCUUCUCGUGUAGCACUUUGCUUUUGACAAAAAUGCCCCAUGGGCCUGAUCAAAUGCGUCGCGCUGCACGAGCUGGGAGGGUUCUCACUAGGGAUCUGCGUUUGUGCCUGUCUGUGUGCACACUCAGUAUGUGGCAUUAGGAAAGCCUACCCCAUGCAUGUUUCUCAUGUUUUGUUUUCUUUUUCCGUUUCAACAAAAUUCUCUGUACCACCUACCCAACAUGAGCCUGGAAGACUUUGACUUGACACAAAACAAACCUUGGAUUUGAUUGUCGAGUAAAACUGCCCAUCUUGUAUUUACUGUAAUUUGGUGGUUUCGAAUGGGGAGGUACAGUGGACAUUUAGUCAUGGUGUGUAGGACUGGCUUCUUUUAAGACCCUACGAUGCCUGUUGAAUAUGGUCACUAUUAGAGAUAGUGAGCGGUUAUCAAUAGUUUUAUUGAUAUUGUCUUGGUCGAUAAAAACGCUGAUUGAGAGUGACCACAGGGCCUCUCCCUGUGACAGGGAAAGAGUCCUUAUUGGACAUGGAUUAAAUUGCUAUGCAAUUGAACUGGUCUCUGACUCCCUCUUUACAAAUAAAAUGUUUUUAAGU